AUGACCCGAGGAGCCGUCCUGGUAGUAGCAGUGCUACAGCUGUGGUUGGCCUGUUUGGCCCAUGCAGCAGACUAUUACAAGUUACUGGGCAUAUCUCGUGAUGCUACACCCAAGGAAAUUAAGAAGGCGUACCGUCAGGCAUCCCUCAAGUUCCAUCCUGAUAAAAACAAGGAAGAGGGAGCUGCCGAGAAGUUUGCCGAAAUUGCCCAUGCCUAUGAAGUCUUAUCAGAUGAUGAAAAGAAGGAAAUCUACGAUCGACAUGGAGAGGAAGGAUUGAAACAACAUGAGCAACGUGGUGGUGGCGGUGGAGGGGGAUUUGAUCCCUUUGAACAAUUUUUUGGCGGAUUUGGUGGACGUCGCCAACAGGACGAGGAACAGCGAACACCAUCUGUCGAGAUUCCUCUUCAUGUCACACUCAAACAAUUGUACUUGGGAGAACAAAUUGAGGUCGAGUAUCAUCGCCAAACUCUCUGUCUCAACUGGGAAAUGUGUAUGAAGACAAAUAAUGAAUGUUCGGGUCCGGGAGUGCGGGUUAUACGGCAGCAAUUAGCACCUGGAUUUGUUCAGCAGGUUCAACAACGAGAUGAACGAUGCAUUGCCAGAGGGAAAAUGUGGCACAAAAACUGCAAAGAAUGCCCUCAAAAGACUCAAACCGAAAAAAUUGAUCUGACUAUUGAUAUCCAACCGGGCUACAGAGUGGGCGAACACAUCACGUUUGAAGAAGUCACUGAUGAAAAGCCUGGGCACAAAGCUGGUGAUUUGCGAUUCGUCAUUGUGGAAGAGCCUCAUUCAACCUACCAUCGGGACAAGGACAAUCUGUACAUGACACUCGAAAUUCCUCUGGUGGACGCUUUGAUCGGAUUCUCAAUGACAUUGAAACAAUUGGAUGAUACCCCCUUUACCAUCACUGUGGAUGAUGUGAUUGACUGUGACCAUGUCAUGAGAGUGCCUGGAAAGGGUAUGCCAAGGAGGAAUGGCCGUGGCUUUGGGGACUUGUAUAUCACCUUUGAAGUGGACUUUCCAGUAGAUUUGACGGAGAAACAAAAGGAUGCCAUUGCCAAAAUCUUGGGGACAUCCUCAGGCGACGGCAAGGGAGAUGAACUGUAG
Messenger RNA from Seminavis robusta, 1107 nucleotides. The record is from the annotation of a GenBank genome assembly. Lineage: Eukaryota; Bacillariophyta; Bacillariophyceae; Naviculales; Naviculaceae.